AUCGCUGAGACUGGAACAUCAACUCAAACAAUCAAACCCUAUUGAAUUAUCAUCUGUUUUGUUUUUGCAUCAUGGCUGCCAUGUCUGUAACCAAAAACGCAAUCCUCAACCUCUCCAAGUCUUUCUCCCACAAGUACCCCUCCAUUCCUCUCCGCACCAAACUCUCUAGAGUUUGCUUCACUUCUGCUUCCAGAUAUUCUGAGGGAGGAAGGGCGAAUGAUGAUAGGAGAAGAGAGUACAGUCCGUACAAUGCGGACGAGUCUGUCCAAGAACCCGCAGGUACUGAUGUCCAAGAUACCAUGGAUAAAGCGAAAGAAAAGACUCGAGAAAUGAAGGAGAAAGCCGAGAGGAACGCUGAGGAUAUGAAGAACAAAGCGUCUGAUGCCGCAGCCAAGGCGGCGGACUCCGCUCAUGAUACCAAAGAGAAGGUGAAAGAAAAAGCCCACGAGAUGAAUGAAAAGAGCAAGGAGAAGUUGGGUCCCAUGGCUGACAAGGCCUACGAAAUGAGGGAAAAGACUAUGGACGCCGCUGGGAAUAUGGCUGGCAAAACAAAAGAAUACGCAGAUGAGGCGAAGGAGAAGACGAAGGAGUAUGCACAUGGGGCAAAAGAGACGACAAAGGAUGCCGCCGGGAAAGUGGCGGACACGGCACAGAGCCUAGGGGAGAAGGCGAAGGAGAAGACGAAGGAGUAUGCACAUGGGGCAAAAGAGACGACAAAGGAUGCCGCCGGGAACGUGGCGGACACGGCGCAGAGCCUAGGGGAGAAGGCGAAGCAGACAGUGCAGGGUGCGUGGGGUGCGGCGAAGGAGACGACGCAGAAGAUUAAGGAGACCGUGGUGGGGAAAUCCGACGAUGUGGACUUGGAUGAUUACAUAGAGGAUCACGUAAAGAAGCCGGCGAGAGAAGAUCGGGAGAAGGCUAUGGAUGAAGAUGUGGUGGAAUUAAGGCGGCAGGGAGGGGAGAAGCAGGACCAGAACAAACUCUAGAAUGGGCUGGUCUCUUUGUUGCCUUCUUCCUUACCAUUUCUGCUUUUUGCAAGUUUAAAGACAAAAAAAUAAUAUCACUCUGACAAUGUAUGCCUUCUCAAUGUCAUUAAUGUUAAUUUUUUAUUUGUUGGAUAA
This is a messenger RNA of Sesamum indicum (sesame), 1121 nucleotides long. RefSeq lists its product as uncharacterized. Lineage: Eukaryota; Viridiplantae; Streptophyta; Magnoliopsida; Lamiales; Pedaliaceae. The record is from RefSeq and is a predicted model, not a curated record.